AUGGCUACUUGGGGCUUUGGCGCUACUCAAGGUGUUUUCCGAGAGUACUACUUCAAAACGCCUCCUUUCGAAGGAAAUCAGUUGGUCGCAUCCACAGGCCUUCUGGUAGUUGCAGUUCAGGUUAUCAUGACUCAGGGACUCAUGUAUGGUCUAUCGAGUGGACUACUAUUUGCGCCGUGUCUCACGUUCGUGGAUGAAUGGUUUCUAAAACGACGUGGUCUUGCCAAUGGCAUUUUCUUUGGGGCACCCAACAUUGCUGCCGCAGGUCUUUCGCCCAUAUUCUCCGUUCUUCUCAAGCGCUUUGGUCGUCGAACUACCCUCAUAGGAUGGGCUGUAUUCGCAUCUGUCAUUAUAUCCCUUGGCACCAUCUGCGUUCGUUCCCGAUGUGACAGCAAGGCGGAGGCAGCGACGGCGUCUCAACAGCCGCCUUCAAUGAAGAGAAUAUUCAAGAAGCCAAAAUUCUGGGUGUUUGUUGUUUCUAUGACACUUCAAAGCCUGGCGAACAACUUACCUGCCAAUUACCUCCCCAGCUUUGCGACUGACCUUGGUGUUUCGCCUGAAAAAGGCGCUCUAUUGGUCACAUUCUUAUCGCUCUUUGGUAUCAUCGGUCAGAUAUCAAUCGGUGCCCUAACGGACGCGAUCGGACCUUCGAUGCCAAUGCUGAUGAGUACGCUCGUCAGCAGUUUCGCAGUGUUCGUGGUUUGGGGUCUUGGCAAAUAUUACUGGAACAUGGUAGUCACAUCCAUACUGUUUGGCGCAUUUGCUUUCAGCUUUAUGGUGUUACGCAGUCAUAUGGCUGCAGUAGUUGUUGACGACCCCAAUCGCCCAAGCGAGGAAUUGUUCGUGUCUGGAAUUCUUCUCUUCACCCGUGGUGUCAUUGGAGUUGCUUCGGGAUACAUCGCUGCAGCUGUCCUCAAGAACAGUGACCAUAUUGGAGUCCAGCCCGGAUAUGGUGCCGGGAAAUGGCGUGAUUUUAUCAUUCUUGUUGGCACCACGAUGACGGCAGCGACAGUUGGGGCGUUCGAAAAAUAG
This is a messenger RNA of Colletotrichum aenigma, 1032 nucleotides long. It is a transcript of the gene slc16a12, whose product is annotated as Monocarboxylate transporter 12. The record is from RefSeq and is a predicted model, not a curated record. Gene Ontology annotation, molecular function: transmembrane transporter activity. Bases 1 to 1032 code for a protein of 343 amino acids. Gene Ontology annotation, biological process: transmembrane transport. Gene Ontology annotation, cellular component: fungal-type vacuole membrane. The transcript has 6 exons. NCBI's taxonomy places the organism in Eukaryota, Fungi, Ascomycota, Sordariomycetes, Glomerellales, Glomerellaceae.